This is a messenger RNA of Rosa chinensis, 1459 nucleotides long. RefSeq names its product homeobox-leucine zipper protein HAT7. The record is from RefSeq and is a predicted model, not a curated record. Gene Ontology annotation, biological process: positive regulation of DNA-templated transcription. Bases 317 to 1276 code for a protein of 319 amino acids. Gene Ontology annotation, cellular component: nucleus. Gene Ontology annotation, molecular function: sequence-specific DNA binding; DNA-binding transcription factor activity, RNA polymerase II-specific. The transcript is spliced from 3 exons. NCBI's taxonomy places the organism in Eukaryota, Viridiplantae, Streptophyta, Magnoliopsida, Rosales, Rosaceae.
CUAGGAUAUGGAUCUCUCUCUCUUUUCUUUUUCUCUUUCUUCUCUCUCUUCACCUAAAAAUCGCUGUCUUUCAGUCUCUGCAGCACCCAUCACCCUCUUCUCUCUUUCUGAAAGCUCUGUCAGCAUGAGAGUGAGAGCCAGACCAUAAUCCCAAAGCCCUUAAAUUUGCUUCAAAAAAGCAACAAACAACACCCAAACCAAGGACACAUAUCCUAUAUAUCCUUAGCUGCAUGAACAGUACUCAUACCUAGCCUUUUAGCAAUAACAUGCAACCCUGAGAGAGUCAGAGAGAGCAAUUGCAUUUUUGACAUGAACCAUGGCCUUUCCACCUUGUCAUAGUUUCAUGUUUCAAACCCAUGAAGAUCCAGACCUCCACCUCUCUGCAGCUUCUUCCUCCCUCAACAAUCUUCCCUCUUGUCCACCACAACACUUCCAUGGUGGUGGGGGAGUGCCUUUCAUGAUGAAGAGAUCGCUAUCGUUUUCUGGGGUUGAUGAUAAGUGCAAUCACCAUCACUAUGAUCACCAAGAUCUGCAUGGAGGAGGAGAUCAAGAUGAUUUGUCUGAUGAUGGGUCACAGCUGAUUGGGGAGAAGAAGAAAAGGCUGAACCUUGAGCAGGUUAAGACCCUUGAGAAGAGCUUUGAGAUGGGGAACAAGCUUGAGCCUGAGAGGAAAUUGCAGCUUGCUAAGGCUCUUGGUCUGCAGCCAAGACAGGUUGCCAUAUGGUUUCAGAACAGGAGGGCUAGGUGGAAGACAAAGCAGCUGGAGAAAGACUAUGAUGUCCUCAAGAAGAAAUUUGAUGCUCUCAAGGCUGACAAUGAUGCCCUUCAAGCUCACAACAAGAAACUUCAGGCUGAGUUAUUGGCUGUAAAAGGUAUUAAAGAUUCAAACUUCGAAGGGGGGCUUAACAAUCAUUUGAAGAAAGAGAUUGAUCAGGGUUCAUGGAGUAAUGGCAGUACUGAUGACAACAGUUCUGAUCAUGUCAACUUAGACAUGUCAAGAAGUACCACACCAGCAGCAAACAGCCCACAAUCAAAUUCCCAGAUCACAAAUGGAUCAAAGAAUCUCUUCCCAUCAUCCCUAUGCAGGCCACCACAUGCUAGCAUAACCCAACUCCUCCAAGGCUCAUCAAGGUCAGACCUCCACUGCCUCAAAGUUGACCAGAUGAUUCAAGAUGACCAAACUUUCUGCACCAUGUUCAACAAUGGCUCCAUUGACCAAGACCACCAAGGUAGCUUCUGGCCAUGGCCUGCUGAGCAGCCACACCAUUUUCAUUGAUCAAACCCAUUACGCAGUUCCCGGCCAUGGCUCAUUUAGGAUUCAGAUUCCUAUGAGUUUUCGAUUAUCAAUUUAAGUUUUUGGUUGUAGAACAUUGAUGUACAGAGAUCAAUAUUUUUGCUAAUUUCAUCAGUAAUGGGGAAAUGAUUGCCUCUGAAUAAUACACUUAAAAUUUCCAUAUCA